Molecule: messenger RNA, 1793 nt
Organism: Apis florea (little honeybee)
Lineage: Eukaryota; Metazoa; Arthropoda; Insecta; Hymenoptera; Apidae
Product: dietary and metabolic glutamate transporter-like
Biological process (GO): transmembrane transport; monoatomic anion transport
Cellular component (GO): membrane
Molecular function (GO): transmembrane transporter activity
Source: RefSeq, a predicted model, not a curated record
CAAUUUACUCGACAGCACAUAAUCGAUACUCGAACAUUAACAUCGAUACUGGAAACAAAGGAAACGCGUAAUUCCGAAUAGCAUUGACGUAUAAUCUCAUUUUGAGGAACCGAUACAUCCUAAGAAGAAGAAACUCAUACUCUCAACCAUAAACAUCGAUGAAUAGGUGGAUGUAAAGAAGCGACGAAACCGAUUUUCGCGAUCGAUAAGGAAAAUAGACGGCGCAACAGCUGUAACGAACUGCUGUAAACGUGGUGUACGAAGGGAGAAUUAAAAUUUCAAUUCGGUCGAAAUAAGAAAAAUCGAGAAAGAUGGUGGGAUACGUGAGAUAUUUGUUUGCCAUAAUGAUCUGCAUCGCGAACAUGAUCGUCUACGGGUUGAAGGUGAACAUAGCCGUGGCUGUCGUCGGCAUGGUGAAAUACAGAGAUGAAGUACCGGACGCGUCGGACGAAUGCGAUUUUGCUCCUAUAGCCGAAGUCGUCGAUAUAGAGGGCCCGUUCGAAUGGACUUCGACGCAGCGAGGCUUGGCUAUCAGUAUUUAUUUCGCCGGUUACUUGGUAGGCAUGUUCCCAUGCGGAUAUUUCGCGGAUCGCUUCAACUCGAGGAACGCACUGCUGAUCUGCGUGCUGGGGAACGCGAUCCUGACACUGAUAGUGCCAUUAGUGGCGCCCGUGCUGUGGCUACUUUACGUUACGAGAUUCGUGAUGGGUGUGGUGAGCGCGCCGAAUCUUCCUAUCGUUGCCAUCAUGGUUGGGAGAUGGGUCGUUUACGAGGAGAAGAGCUUAUGGUUCGGUAUCAUUUAUUCGGGCACGUCGAUCGGCACCGUGAUCUCCAUCCUCACGUCAGGAUUGAUACUGCACAGCCUCGGAUGGGAGGCAGUUUUCUACAUACACGGCGCCCUCUCGUUGAUAUGGUGCGUCGUCUUCAUCAUUUUCUUCCGCGAAAGCCCGGAAACGCAAUAUUACAUAUCAGAGGAGGAGAGGCACUACAUAGUGACCUCGUACGGGCACCGUGGCCUUGAAUCGGUGCAGAUGAAGGUACCGUGGAAAGCCAUUUUCACAUCGGUCCCGUUUCUCGCCCUGAUUUACACCAACACGUUCGGAAACUUCGCUUGGUACUUCUUGCUCACACAGCUGCCCAUGUACAUGAACAAGAUUCUGAGAUUCGACAUUCAAUCCAACGCGGUUUUAAGCUGCUUGCCGUAUCUCUUGGCCGCAAUAAUGAAUCCGGUCUUGGGAAGGGUACUGGAUUGGGGCAGACUAAAGAAUUAUUGGACCCAGACCGGUGGACGAAAGAUCGCAGUAGGAAUGAGUUGCAUCCCACCGAGUGUUUUCCUCCUGAUUAUCACUUAUAUCGGUUGCUAUCGAGUAAUCGCCGUCGUACUCUUGAUGCUGAGCGUAAUGUUAGGAGGUUCCAUUUUUGUCGGCCAUCUUGCCAACCACAACGACUUGGCGCCCAACUAUGCUGGAAUUUUAAUGGGUAUCACAAAUACUCCAGGAACUAUUUCAGCGUUUCUUUUGCCCGCCAUUGUGGGCGCACUUACGGAGGCCGGGCAUACUAUGGCACGAUGGAGAUACGUGUUCUGGAUAACCGUUAUUGCACAAAUGUCCGCAUUUGUUGUAUUCACCAUCUUCGGUUCGGCAGAGAUUCAAGAAUGGAAUUACCACGGGAUAGAAGCGGAAGAACAAUAACAAAUGGAAUAAAUAAUUUGUGAUACCGUACUUUUUCCCUUAUUUAUAUUAUUAUACUUUUCGCUUCGAGUAAAAUAUAUAUUUUUAUCGAUAUUGUUAUUA